Molecule: messenger RNA, 1505 nt
Organism: Hippocampus comes (tiger tail seahorse)
Lineage: Eukaryota; Metazoa; Chordata; Actinopteri; Syngnathiformes; Syngnathidae
Gene: jazf1b
Product: JAZF zinc finger 1b
Exons: 5
Coding region: 280-1059 (259 amino acids)
Cellular component (GO): nucleus
Source: RefSeq, a predicted model, not a curated record
AGUGUGACUCUGAUACUACAGUACUGCAAUUGCAUUUUAUCAUGUCAUUCAAUAGUCAAUUACAACUUUUACAUUAUUUCCGGGUUUGACUUUUGUUGUGAAGGGCAAGACAGUUUACUUCCGAUAACAUUACUAGUCUGCUUCGAGUUUGACGCAUCUUAGAAAAGUCCCGGCCGGCGCGCAGCACAGCGCCCUUGCAAGCUCCAGCUGUUCGCACCGCUGUGCUCCGGCCGUCAGCCCGCUGCCGAGGUACCCUGCGUUUCCAAUGCAGCAGUGACCAUGACAGGCAUCGCCGCUGCUUCUUUCUUCUCCAACGCUUGCAGGUUCGGCAGCUGCGGACUCCACUUUGACUCCCUGGCCGAGCUCAUCGUGCACAUCGAGGAUAACCACAUCGACACGGACCCCCGCCUUCUGGAGAAGCAGGAGCAGCAGCAGCCCACCUAUGUUGCCCUCAGUUACAUUAACAGGUUCAUGACCGAAGCAGCCAGGCGAGAGCACGAGGCGCUGAAGAAGAAGAUGCAGCCCAAGUUGUCUCUGUGUUUAACGGGAAGCCUGUGUCGCGGCGGCGUGUCGGCGGCGCCGCCUCGCCACGCCAGCGGCAGCCUCACCCCUCCGGUCACCCCGCCCAUCACCCCCUCCUCGUCUUUUCGCAGCAUCACGCCCACAGGAAACACCUCGAUGACGCGACUCUUCAAACGCACACACGCAGGCAGCGAGUGCGACGAAGAGGAGGUGGACUUCGAGGAGUCCGACAGCGACGAGUCGUGGACCACCGAGAGCGCCAUCAGCUCCCAAUCCAUCCUCAGCUCCAUGUGCAUGAACGGCGGCGACGAAAAACCCUUUGCCUGCCCCAUCCCGGGCUGCAAAAAGAGAUACAAGAACGUCAACGGGAUCAAGUAUCACGCCAAGAACGGCCACCGGACGCAGAUCCGAGUGCGCAAGCCCUUCAAGUGCCGCUGCGGCAAGAGCUACAAGACAUCUCAGGGUCUCCGGCACCACACCAUCAACUUCCACCCGCCCGUCUCCGUUGACCUCAUCCAUCGCAAGAUGCAGCAGUAGCGCCCCAGGUGGACCACAUCCACCGUCACCAGCAGACUUUUCUUCUUCAUCAUCUUCUCUUCUGCUCACCGUGUGCUAUGACACUAGAUUUUUUUUUUUUUUUUUUUGCAUGCUUUGAAAUGAGAUUUUAUACUGAAUGUUCAAUCUUAUGAGUAGGUCACCAUUUUGUAAUUUGCACAUUGAAGCUGCGAUUUUUUUACUUUUUUGUUUUUUUUAACUUUGGACUUCAACUGUGCAUGUUGGUGAUCAUGUAAAUAAGACUGAAAUGGGAUUUUGUUUUUAACCUUGCAAAAUGCCUUUGUCAUUCAACAAUGUGCCAAACGGGGGACCCAAAUAUGCAUACUGGCCACAAUAUUAGGUACACCUGCACAGUCUUCGUCAUGACAAGGGCUGCUGUUCUCAAUAUGAUACGGCUCACUUUUUACAAGGCAUUUAACAUGAUUGAA